CUUGCAACUCGCAGUUUGCUACGGAACGGGCUCGCAGGUUGCGAUUGCCAUUGUAUAAUCGCUGCGAGUAAAUCGCAGUUCGCGAGUUUUUGCUCAUCUCUAGUAUCUGUAUACAUUUCUUUCGUUUUGAAAUCUGUUUUGACAGCAGAAUGGUUUUAUAAGUUAUAAAUAGGUUAUAAACUACAAGGCAUAAACAAUGGUAUAUGUUUUUUACCGAUAUUAAUGUAAAUGGAUCGGGUAGAUAUGUCUGCAUUAAGUAUAAAUGACGAUAGCACUUUUCCCGAAGAUGCUGAACGUAUACAAACAUCGCCUGCAUCGUCUGGCGAAAUAUCAACGAUGGAUGUAGAUACCAUCAGUGUAAAGAGUGAAGUUAAAAGUGCGAUAGAACCCAGAAGAUCUUCAAGAAAGAAGGCACCAAAGCGCCUCGUUUCUAUGGAAAACAAGGAGAAACAGAAAAAACCUGAUCCUAGUAAUGAGAAGGACAUAGAAAAAAUUUAUUUGAAUAAAAAUAUAAAGUUGACACAUCUUUCACUAGAAACCAUACCUGAAGAACCUCAAAAUGGAUGUGUUAUGACUAAAAAGAAAUUCAAGAGAAGGUUAAUAUUCAAACCAAACACUGAAAUAGUUAAUGUGAACAAAAUGAAGUCCAAGAAGAGAUGUGCAAGGGCCAAAAAGUUGUGUGAAUCUCUGAGGAAGAUCAAAAAGAAACUACCAAUGAACUUAUUCCUAGAAAAACUUUCUUGCUUAGAUAAUGAUGAAUGUAGUCAAGAAAAAGGACCAAGCAUUUACAUUCAAUAACAUAUUUUGAUGAUUAUUUUUCCAUAAUUUGAAUACAUUUUUUAAGCUUUUGCUGCUUAUCUGUGCAUGUGAAUUGUUUUCUUCAAUACGAAACAGCUUAUCACCCCUUUAUAAAAUAAACAAAAUAUGCACACACAGCACAACUUUUUUCAGCAAGAAAUUUAGCCUUCUGCCUGACAAAAUAAAAGAUAAGAAUGCAGGUAGGGUUGCCUAUAGAGUAUUGUGGGUUAGGUAUUAUAGGUACCAGGUAUAAUCUAUGGGUUAUUUUCAUACAUAGAUUGACCUUCUGAACCUGUUUAUGAUUUAUAUCUUCUUAAAAUAUACAGCAGUAUUUAAUAUUCCAUAAAUAUUGGUUUUAAAACUAGAAUUCAUCAUGAAGUUGAGACAUCUAAAACAAGUGAAUUCCUUAAUAAGAAAGUAUUCUCAAAACGCAUGGAGUCACCUAGUUGUGAAACAUGUGAAAGAAGAUUAUGAAGGUGUUACACUAUUUGGUCUCAACAGACCUGAACAGAAAAAUGCAAUGAGUAAAGCUUAACUGAGCUCUUUAUCUGAAGUUGUAACUAAGUUAUAUAAUGAAAAUCAAACUACAGUUCUCAUUCUACAUAGUUUAAUUCCAGGUGUAUUUUGUUCAGGUAAGUUUUGGUUUACUUAUUGUGACUUUGUCAGUGGCAGACCUGGGAUAGGGGCGCGUCAAUUGUCAUUGAUUCUGAGAUUUAUUUUGGAAUCUGCUAUGAUAAACAUACUACACAUCAGCAUGUCUGAGAAACCAAGGAUCUUCCACAGUGAACCUUCAAUGAACAUGGAGUCCCUCAAAAAGUCAAAGAAUCUUUCAUGUAGCCUAAGCUCCAUCGAUAGAGAUAGACCUUAGACAGUUUUUGUUCAGCUGGGCUGAUCUGAAAGAACGUGCAGAGAUGGAUGCAAAAGAUGUGCCCAUAUUUGUUUCUAGAUUUAGGCAGCUCGUCAACAGUAGGUAUUUAUAAUAUACCCGUACCGACUAUCGCUGCUUUGGAUGGUACAGCUCUUGGUGGUGGCUUAGAAAUAGCACUAGGCUGUGACAUUCGAGUAGCUGCUACGAACGCUAAAAUGGGCCUGGUUGAAACUAAGUUUUCCGUUAUGCCAGGAGCUGCAGGCAUUCAGUUAUUGCCAUGAAACAUUAGUCAAUCACUAGCUAAAGAAAUGAUUUUUACUGCUAGAGUACUUGAUGGAAAUAGAGCAGAAAAAAUUGGAUUAGUAAACCAUGCGGUAGAACAAAAUGAAGAAGGAAAUGCAGCAUUUAAGAAGGCACUAAGUAUUGCUGAAGAAAUAUUACCGAACGGGCCAAUUGCUGUUAGAAUGGCGAAGAAGGCGAUAAUCAAAGGUGUUGAAGCGAAUUUUAGUACAGGACUUGCAAUUGAAGAAGCAUGCCAUGCACAGCUGAUACCAACGAAGGAUAGAACGGAAGGAGUGGCGCCGUCUAGGGAUAAAAGAAAACCGGAUUAUAAAGGACACUAAUUAGUGCAAAUUGUAACGACUUGACCUUGUGUGCCCAAAUUGCAGGAUUUAAAUUAAAAAAUUACAAAGCCAAUCUGAGUCUAUUUACAUUGAGUAUAAAUGACAAUAGCACCCUUGUUGAAGAUCAACAUAUCCAAAGAUCGCCUGGCGAAGUAUGCAUCUCUAAUAGGGUUCAGACCAUGGAUGUGGAAAAAACUGGUGAAAAUAGUAAAGGUGAAAGUGAAAUAACACAGCAGAAGAUCAUCAAGAAACAAGGCGUUGUUUUUGUUGAAAACAAGGAACAUUGAACGAACUUGACCAUAUUAAUGAAAUGGAAUCGAAAAAAUUUAUUUGAAGAGAUUGAUAAAGUUGUGACAACUUACACCAGAAACCAUACAUGGAGAGCGUCAAAAUGGAAGUGUUAUGACUGCAACAAGAUUCUAGAUAAUGUUAAAGUGAGAACCAAACAUUGAAAUGAAUAAUGCGAACCAAAUGAAGGUCAACAAGAGAUUUACAAAGUAAAAAACGUUAUGUGAAAUUCUGAGAGAGUUGAAAAAGCAACUACCAACUUAUUGUUAGAAAAACUGGAAUGCUUAGAUAAUGAUGAAUGCAAUCAAUUGACUGAAGAAUCGUAUUACCUAAUGUUUUAUGCUCGGUGGUUAUAAUACUAGAAUUCAUCAUGAAAUUAAGACAUCUAAAACAAGUUAAUUUCAUAAUAAGAAGAUAUUCUCAAAAUGCACGCAGUAGUGAGCUCGUUGUGAAACAUUUGAAAGAAGAUUAUGAUGGUGUCACUCUGUUGGGUCUCAACAGACCUGUACAGAAAAAUGCAAUGAGUAAAACUUUGCUGAGCUCCUUAACUGAGGCUGUGAAUAAGUUGUAUUAUGAAAACCAAACUAGGGUUCUCAUUUUACAUAGUUUAACUCCAGGUGUAUUUUGUGCAGGGGCUGAUCUAAAAGAACGAGCAGAGAUGGAUGCAAAAGAUGUGCCUGCAUUUGUUUCCAGGUUUAGGCAGCUCGUCAACAGUAUUUAUAAUAUUCCAGUACCGACCAUCGUUGCUUUGGAUGGUGCAGCUCUUGGUGGUGGGUUAGAAAUGGCACUAGGUUGUGAUAUACGAGUAGCCGCUAAGAACGCUAAAAUGGGUCUUGUUGAAACUAAAUUAGCCAUUAUACCAGGAGCUGGUGGCACUCAGUUAUUGCCACGAAUCAUCAGUCGAUCACUAGCUAAAGAAAUGAUUUUUACUGCUAGAGUGCUCGAUGGAAGUAGAGCAGAAAAAAUUGGGUUAGUAAACUAUGCGGUAGAACAAAAUGAAGAAGGUGAUGCAGCAUUUAAAAAGGCACUUAACAUCGCUGAAGAAAUAUUGCCGAACGGACCUAUUGGCAUCAGGAUGGCGAAGAAAGCGAUAAAUAAAGGUGUUGAAGCGGAUUUCAAUACAGGACUUGCAAUUGAAGAAGCGUGCUAUGCACAGCUGGUACCAACGAAGGACAGAACGGAAGGACUGGCGGCGUUUAGGGAAAAAAGAAAACCGAAUUAUAAAGGUCACUGAUUGGUAGUUGAAUUUGAGCUCAAACUGCACGAUUUUUAAUAAAGAAAUAUCUACGACAGA
This is a messenger RNA of Acanthoscelides obtectus, 3871 nucleotides long. The record is from the annotation of a GenBank genome assembly. NCBI's taxonomy places the organism in Eukaryota, Metazoa, Arthropoda, Insecta, Coleoptera, Chrysomelidae.